AUGUCUCUUUUCCACAACGUUGAGUUGCUCGCUGGUGUUGUUCGCCAUAGCGACUUAUCAAGUUCAUGGAGUUGGAGUAGAUUUAUUACAAAUUUGAACAAAAUGGACGAAAAGGAUAAGGCGACUGAAGAGACCGAGUGGUCUAAGGACACGAGUGCAAAUAAAGGGGAAUUUCUCGACGAUGGUCGAAUGUGGCCAUAUGUGGUACCGGUGGAUGCUUUUGGCGAGCAUAUAUUCGGAGAGUACACGGAAAAGUUGAGAGAUGGAGUUGUGGUGGAGUACUUGAUGAGGGAAUACGAUGAUCUCAUGGAAAAUAAUGUGAAGUGUAUGUGGUUAGCGAAGAUUGUCAAGAUUGCCGGAUAUCGCCUAUUGCUGCGAUGGGUUGGUGCCGAUGAAGAAGGAGAUGAUCGAUACGACUUUUGGGUGAACAUCGGAAGCCGCAUUCUGCACUCAGUUGGAUACGGAGGAUCAAUGCAGACAAGUAAGCUGACGUAUACCUACAUGCCUCCAAAAUUCAUUGCCGAUCGUUGGACUGCUGACGGCGAAGAUGCUGUUGCCAAGCAUAUUCAGUCCACCAUGAUGCCCUUGCAACAUGUUCGUACUCUGCGAAAGCAGUUUGAACAAGACCGAAAGCGUAUAAUCGCUGAGCCGGUUUUCAAGGUAAACGACAGAGUAGAAUUGUUAGAUUACAACAAUUCCACUCGUGUGAGACCAGCCCGGAUUAAAAAGGUAGUAGGGCGUCGAAUUUGCGUGCAUGUGAGAGAAGACGACUUCGACGGUGAAGUAGAUGAAGAUGAUCGUCAGUUCGGCGAUGACUCAGAGUUUUGGGUGGAUCAGUCGAGCUUCUAUCUCUUUCACGUUGGCUGGGCUUGCUAUAACAACUAUGGACUCGGUUCGUCAAAGGAAUACAGGCGGCAUGCUCAAAAAAUCGCUGAUGCUUUGGCAAAUGGUGAAGACCCUCCUUAUGCGCCGUGCGAUGUGAGUCCGCAAAAAAUUCGCUCGUGGAAUGUCGACAAGGAUGCCCCGUUUGAGUGGAAGAAAGGGUUGCGUUUCGAGCUCAUGGAUCCCUUAGCGCAAAUGUUUAACGAGUUGCGAGUUGCCAGUAUUUUAGAGGUGUUAAAGGGUGGAUAUCUUCGAGUUGGCAUGGAUGGACCUGAUAUGGAGUCUGAAUGCAUACCGCUUCAUUGUACUAGCUCGUUCAUGUUCCCCGUUGGUUAUGCACAGAAGUAUGGAAUCAAACUUGGUGGACCCAACGACACAGAAGAUUUCGACUGGGAUGAUUACCUACAGCAAGCUGGAGCCGAAGCUGCUCCUGAAGCAUUGUUCCGGCCGGUUCCAGAUAAAAGCUAUAUGGAUCACUUCCAGAUCGGUGCUAAACUAGAAGCUUCUGACAUGUGUGAAAAUCACUUGGUUUGUCCAGCGACAGUAGCAGCACAUAAGGGAAGGUUGCUUCAGAUACAUUUUGAUGGUUGGGAGGACUCUUAUGACCAACUGUUUGAUGUACACUCGAGCGACAUUUUCCCACUCGGUUGGUGCGAGAUGCAUGGGUACAAGCUCGAACCACCAAAAGCUGAGGAAGAACAGCCAGCGAAGAAAAAGAAGAAGAAAUAA
This is a messenger RNA of Necator americanus (New World hookworm), 1611 nucleotides long. RefSeq lists its product as uncharacterized. Gene Ontology annotation, biological process: negative regulation of DNA-templated transcription. Gene Ontology annotation, cellular component: nucleus. Gene Ontology annotation, molecular function: chromatin binding. Lineage: Eukaryota; Metazoa; Nematoda; Chromadorea; Rhabditida; Ancylostomatidae. The record is from RefSeq and is a predicted model, not a curated record. The transcript has 13 exons. Bases 1 to 1611 code for a protein of 536 amino acids.